Molecule: messenger RNA, 510 nt
Organism: Volvox carteri f. nagariensis
Lineage: Eukaryota; Viridiplantae; Chlorophyta; Chlorophyceae; Chlamydomonadales; Volvocaceae
Exons: 5
Coding region: 1-510 (169 amino acids)
Biological process (GO): ATP biosynthetic process; AMP biosynthetic process
Molecular function (GO): bis(5'-nucleosyl)-tetraphosphatase (asymmetrical) activity
Source: RefSeq, a predicted model, not a curated record
AUGGCACAGCACGACAAGCAUGACGUCCAGUGCCCAGCAUGCCGGAGAUGGACAUCUCGUCUGACCCGCCACAUCAAUCUCUACCACGGGGUCUCGCAGCUAGUGGACGAGCGUACGGGCGUGUUCGCACUGGCUGUUGUACGGCGGCCCGAGGAUGGCAAGUUCCUAAUGGUGCAGGAGCGGUACGGCGAGGGGUACUGGCUGCCGGGCGGCGGCGCGGAUCCGGGGGAAAGCCUGCGGGAGGCCGUCGUACGAGAGGUCUGGGAGGAGGCGGGCGCGGACAUAAGGGUGACGGGCAUCUUGACGGUCGAGUCCUUGCACCGAGUGCCGGAUGUGGAAUCUGUCGGUGCCUGCUGGGUUAGAGCGGAGGAGGUGGAGAGCUUGCCGCUGCGCAACCCCUCGGAGCCGCUGACGUGGAUUCCUUGGGUCGCCUCCGGCGGCAAGGUGCUUCCCCUGGACCCGGAGGCAUUUCCUGUUUUGGCACAGGUGUUUCCGGAUUUCCCCUUGUGA